CUAGGGUUUAAGAUUUUACAUGCUUUCUCUUUCCAGGGUUUAGGCAAACUCAAAAACGAAAGAAAAAAUAAAAAAUAAAAAAAACCCAAGCCAAGCCUUCCAAACAAACGAACAUCCCUAAUUCAGCAACAUCCCAUGAAUGAUAAAAAACACCUUCAAAUUCUUCUCUCACCUGAGGAAGAAGAAGAAGAAAGCCUCAAAAAAUCACCCGGACCCUAUUUCUUACAACGGGCUCUCAGUUCCAGAUUCCAACUUUGGCACUCUCCUCCAAUUCUGCUCUCAGUUGAAGAAAACUUCAAAGUACCCUGACCCUUUUUUCUUCAACAAGCUUCUCCACAGGCUCACAGCUUCUAACUGCGGCACACUCUCUCUCAAGCUACUCUCUUUCUUCCUCUCCAAAGGGUACACCCCUCACCCUUCUUCUUUCAAUUCAAGCAUCUCCUUUUUAUGUAAGUUAGGACGUUCUGAUUAUGCUCAAAAGCUUGUAAAUUCGAUGCCUUUUUAUGGGUGUGAGCCAGAUAUUGCAACUUAUAAUUCUUUGAUUGAUGGGUAUUUUAAAUGCGGUGAUGUUGUUAAGGCUUGUUUGGUUUUCGAUGAUAUUAGGGCAGGUAAAUGUAAGCCUGAUUUGGUUACUUUCAAUGCGUUGUUUAAUGGGUUUUGUAAGAUGAGGAGGAACAAAGAGGUUUUUGUUUAUAUGGGUUAUAUGUGGAAAUGCUGUUUGCCGAACGUAAUUACAUAUAGUACGUGGAUCGAUAUGUUUUGUAAAUUAGGGGAUUUGAAAAUGGGGUUUAAGGUGUUUAGGGAUAUGAAGAAAGAUGGUGUAUCGUUGAAUUCCAUUGUGUUUACUUGUUUGAUUGAUGGGUGUUGUAAGGUUGGUGAUUUUGAGCUCGCCUUUGAAUUGUAUUGGGAAAUGAAACAGACUAAGCUUGCGCUGAAUGUGGUUACUUAUACUGCACUCAUUGAUGGUCUUUGCAAGAAGGGAAUGUUGGAAAGGGCUGAGUGCUUGUUUUUGAGAAUGUUGAAAGAUAAAGUUAAGCCAAAUUCUGUUGUUUAUACUUCGAUCAUUGACGGGCAUUUCAAAAAGAGGAAUGUAAGUGAUGCCUUGAAAUAUUUGGCUAAGAUGUGUGUUCAAGGGAUCAAGUUUGAUAUGGCAUUGUAUGGUGUAAUCAUAUCUGGCCUUUCUAAUUGUGGUAGGUUUGACAAAGCAUCAAAAUUUAUGGAAAAUAUGGUCAAGAGCGGAUUGCUUCCUGAUAAGUUGCUGUUAACCACAAUGAUGGAUGCUCAUUUCAAGGCUGGGAAUGUAAAAGCGGCAUUGGAUGUGUAUGGUGAAUUAUUGGCCCGUGGUUUUGACCCUGAUGUUGUAGUCCUUUCAAGCUUAAUGGAUGGCUUGUGCAAACGUGGCUGUCUGCAUGAAGCUGAAAGUUAUUUUUGCAGAGAAAAGGCUAAUGAAAUAUCUUAUACUGUUCUCAUUGAUGGGUUGGCUAAGAAAGGGGAUUUUACUGAGGUUAAUAGGGUUUUUAGGGAGAUGUUGGAGGCAGGGUUCACUCCAGACAAAUAUGUAUAUACUUCUUGGAUUGCCGGGCUUUGUGAGCAAGGAAAUUUGAUAGAGGCCUUUAGACUAAAGAAUAGAAUGGUUCAAGAGGGUUUUCAACCUGAUCUAUUAACUUAUAGCUCCCUCAUUUUUGGCUUAGCAAAUAAGGGUUUGAUGAUUGAAGCAAAGCAAAUAUUUCAGGAUAUGUUAAAAAGAAAAAUUACUCCUGAUGCUGCAGUUUAUGAUAUUAUGAUUAGAGGGUAUCUGCAGCAGAAUAAUGAAGCUGCCGUUUCUGAGUUGCUUGAAGAAAUGAGAAAGAGAGGUUUUUCAACUGCAGCAUGCAAAGACGGUGAAGAAAAUAAAUUUUGAUAGCACAUAAAGCCUUCAAUUAUGACUUUAAUUUGAGCUUGUCUACCCAUUAUUUGAAAUUAGAAAGGAAAAAAAAAA
This is a messenger RNA of Theobroma cacao (cacao), 1978 nucleotides long. NCBI's taxonomy places the organism in Eukaryota, Viridiplantae, Streptophyta, Magnoliopsida, Malvales, Malvaceae. The record is from RefSeq and is a predicted model, not a curated record.